ACCAAAUCAACUCAAAAUAUAAAAAGAGCAGAAUAAACAAAGGAACUGAAAGGAAACAAACUUCAAAUUUAAAGGCCUUCCCUUAUCUACAGAUUUCUUGAUUCUAUAUCGAUUGAGAAAUUCCCUCUUGGUAGUAAAACACUGAUCAUUAUUAAACAAACAAAAAAAAGCCACUGAUCAGAUUUUGUGAUUAUGGAGACCAAGUUGCCGAUGAGUCAUGAACGAAAAGCGGUUCGGGUGGUGGCUAGGAUCAAGCCAUCAUCAGCAUAUCCGAGUGCAAAAUCUUCAGCAGCUACAUCGGUAUCAGUUCACAAGCCCAACGGAGAUGAAUCUGAGACGGUUUCCAUUUCGUCCGGAGCUCAAUUCGCUGGUUCGAAAGAUUCAUAUAAGUUGGACUACUGCUAUGAAGAAAAUGAAACCACAAGUUUAAUUCUCACUAAGGAGAUUAAGCCUCUUAUCUCUACUGUCUUUGAGGGUAAAGAUGCUAAUGUAAUUGCACACGGAGCAAGAUGUAGCGGAAAAACACAUCUUGCUCAGGGGUCUGAGAAGGAACCUGGAUUAGCUGCCCUUACAAUGGGUGAGAUGUUAUCCAUGGCUGAGGAAAGUGGAUACUCGAUUCUCGCAUCGAUUUAUGAGGUUUGUCAUGAAACCGUGUAUGACAUCUCAGACCAAGAAAAGAGAGUGGUUUCUGUACUAGAAGGUGCACAAGGGAAAAUCCAACUAAAAGGACUUUCCAAGGUACAUGUGAAGUCACUCUCAGAGUUCAAAGAAUUAUAUUUCGGUCUAAAGAAAACUCAGAAGCUGACCGGUGACUCUCCUCUUCGGAGCCAUAGAGGUGUGAUGAUACAUGUAACGACUAGUAGCAACAUCAAUUCUGGAUCCAUUGGGAGGAUGAAUUUUCUUGAUAUGGCAGGAUAUGAGGACUCCAGAAAACAAAACACUGAUCUAGCUCCUCUAGAGAUUACCAGAAUCAAUAAGUCGAUAUAUUCUUUACAGAACGUCAUGUAUGCUCUCAACGCAAAUGAAUCUCACGUGCCAUAUCGGGAGAGCAAACUCACUCGCAUGCUGAAAGAUUGUUUACAAGGAUCCAACGAAACCUUGCUGAUCACUUGUCUGCCUCGGGAACUCAGCCAAGACUCGUUUUACAUGUUAAACUUAGCUUCACGUAUCUGCUUAGGCAAUAACCGAGCCAUGGCUAAUGCAACUAAGAAGAGCAAUGGUCCUCUAAGAUCUAUUUCAUCAUCAUAUGUCUCUCAAAGGAGACAAACACCUUUGACCGUGACUGUUUACUCUAAACAAAGGACAGAGCUAAGGGGAAACGCGAGUGAGAGAAAGAUUAAGCUCAAAACUUCCGCUUCUGCAAUUAAAGGAAGGAAAUUGUUUGGUGAAGCAAAUGGUUCGGUGAAAUCUAAAAAUAACACUAAGGAGAUGGAUAGCAAAGACAGAAUGGCAAUGAAAAAGGAAACUUCCACUUCAAAGGUGGUCUUAAACGUUGAAGCCUCCGCUUCAGAAGAAGUAAAUCCUUGCGAAAAUUCCGUCUCAACUCUUUCAAGUUUCAAUAAUCUUCAGGAAACACCUCGGAAACAUCAAGAAGAGUUUUCAGAAGCCAUUAAUUGCAUUGAUGUUAUUACAUGCAAAGCCCAAAUUGUUGAGAGAGAUGAAAACCGUUUAGACAUUGAAGAAGGUCUGACUCUGUUUAAUGAAGGUGAAAAUUUGGACAAAGAAAACACUAGUUUGCUAGCCAAUGAAAUUACAUCACCACCGCUCAGCUUGCGACUUCAAGAGCUAUCGAACAAUUUGAAGUCGAUAUGUAAUACCUUAAAUCAACCAUCAACACCUGAGAAGUACCCAACUCCACUGACUAAAUAUCCAGAGCAUGGAAAUAUUAUUGCUGAAGCUGAGCUGAGAACACCAGAGAGAAGUAUGCCUUUAAAUGUUGGUUGUAGUCCGUGGAAGACAUUCAGUGCACACAGCUCUAAACUGAAGAAUUCUGCAGUUGGAGAGUACCUCAAGUUCCUAAACACUGCAGAUAAGGAAGAUCUAAAGAAGCUAAAGGGCAUUGGAGAAAAGAGAGCGACUUACAUAGUGGACCUCCGCCAAGAAUCUCCUGAACCAUUUAAGAAACUUGAUGACUUGAAAGAUAUUGGACUCUCAGAAAAACAGAUUAAAGGAUUGCUAAGGAAAGAGAUUGGAGAGAUUUUCAAUUAGCUGAAAAAAAAGUCUCUUAUGGUCAAAGAAAAUGGGUCUGAAAAUAUCUGCUUACUGAACUAAGAGUUGGAAAGAUUCUGUCUAUGAUCGUUGAAUACUAAGUUAAGGUGUUAAGUGUGUCGGUGACAUUCUAUUGUCGGAUGGUGUUUGUGUUUCCGUGCAAUGACAAGUAUCAAAUUUCAAAUCAAUCUCCUUUUAUUAUA
Raphanus sativus (radish) is the source of this 2411-nucleotide messenger RNA. RefSeq names its product kinesin-like protein KIN-10C. The record is from RefSeq and is a predicted model, not a curated record. The transcript is spliced from 17 exons. Bases 193 to 2208 code for a protein of 671 amino acids. Gene Ontology annotation, cellular component: kinesin complex; microtubule. Gene Ontology annotation, molecular function: microtubule binding; ATP binding; ATP hydrolysis activity. Gene Ontology annotation, biological process: microtubule-based movement. Lineage: Eukaryota; Viridiplantae; Streptophyta; Magnoliopsida; Brassicales; Brassicaceae.